UACAUCAUAUUUUAUUAAUGGUACCCGCUAACUACCUACCUACCUACCUAAAAACAACUUACGAGUAUUUAGUUAAUCUUCUAGGAAAUGUAGAGAAUAUAAAUAUGAAUAGAAACAGGUUAUUUUGUUUUGUCGAAGAACUGAUCUGGUCUUGCGAGUGAAUGAAACAUAAUUUAGUAAAAUUCAACGAAUCUCAAUAACCAUUAUUGUUAUUUAUGCAGUGAUAUUUUGUGCAGAUACAGAUACCAACAAUAUUCCAAAUUUCACAAGAUGUGGAAAAUCUUGAUAUCAUUCGCCUUACUAGUGCAAUUAUUCACUUCCACCUUCUCACAGAAUGCUAAUAGUUUGACAAAACGACAACUAGAGGUUCAAAAUACGACUAUCGAAGAAAUACUCAAUGACAGUCGAGUUUAUUGGAACAAAACCAUGCCAGAUAAAAACCUUCAAUUAAUUCCUUUGGCAUUGUUUACUUCUAGAAAUGUAAUGGAAAUCAGAUCUCAUUACGAAGGAGCGGCUGCGCUUUAUUUUCCAAAAAAUAGAUUACUCGAAAUAGGUUACUCCUUCGCAAACCUAAUAGAUACUUUGCAAGAUUCACCCAACGUCAACUUGAAAUUCAAGAAUGCCAUAUUUUACGACGAAAAAAGCACAAAUAAGCAAUACUUAAACGAUGUAAAAACACGUUUUCACGCUGAAGCUUAUGAGAUGUCUUUUGCCUCAAACAACAGCGAGUCGAUUGUAGCACAAUUCAACGAAUGGUUUAGUAGCAUUACGAAAAAACCACAACCCAAACUAGAAAGUCCUCUGAUGUCUGGAAUGAAUAGUUUUCAUACCACUGUGUUCACCUUCUCUGGAUGCUGGAAUAAGCCCAAGAUUUCUGACGAUAUCAAAAAAACACUAAAAUUCAAAACACCGACAAAAGAAAUCGACAUCAAGGUGCUCCAAGCCAAAGAAAAGAUCGGCUACUAUAACAACCCCGAGCUAAAAUACGAAUCCAUCAGAUUACCAUUCAAUAACCAAGACUUCGCUGUGACUAUCGUGCUGCCCUACCUCAACCAUUCCUUAGAUAUGGACUUAUUCCGAACAUUUAAAGGUCCAGAUUAUCUAGAACUACUCGAACGAGUAAAUAAAAAUAACGAAAACAUCGAGUACUCUGUGCCCUUAAUGAAUUCAGCCAUGAUUACGUUGAAUGGAAACGGCACCAGCAUAAAUAAAGAUGACCCGAUUAUUUGUGACCAAUCUUCGUCGAUUCGACCAGCUGAUCGAGAAACUUCGUACAAGCCGUUCAUCGUCGAUAGACCAUUCGGUGUGAUUUUAUAUCAGGAAAAAACGAAAUUUGUUUUAUCUCAUGUUUGGGUGAGAAAUCCUACCUCGGGUGUGAGUUCUUUUCACCGGUAUUCGGGUAAAAUUGCGUAUAUUGAGAAUAAUAAGCCUAAGUAUCCUCUUAUUCCUACUUACGUAGUUUAUUACUGAUAAGAUGUGAUGUGUUUCGAGUGUCUGAUGAGUAAAAUAUACAACCGAUAUAAUGUUAA
Messenger RNA from Planococcus citri (citrus mealybug), 1529 nucleotides. RefSeq lists its product as uncharacterized. The record is from RefSeq and is a predicted model, not a curated record. The transcript is spliced from 6 exons. NCBI's taxonomy places the organism in Eukaryota, Metazoa, Arthropoda, Insecta, Hemiptera, Pseudococcidae. Gene Ontology annotation, molecular function: serine-type endopeptidase inhibitor activity. The coding region runs from base 271 to 1470 and encodes 399 amino acids.